Molecule: messenger RNA, 3091 nt
Organism: Sinocyclocheilus grahami
Lineage: Eukaryota; Metazoa; Chordata; Actinopteri; Cypriniformes; Cyprinidae
Gene: numb
Product: NUMB endocytic adaptor protein
Exons: 10
Coding region: 1-1899 (632 amino acids)
Biological process (GO): positive regulation of neurogenesis
Cellular component (GO): cytoplasmic vesicle; cytoplasm; basolateral plasma membrane
Source: RefSeq, a predicted model, not a curated record
AUGUCUUCUACCAGAGCAUAUCUGGGGCAUGUGGAGGUCGAGGAGUCUCGUGGCAUGCACAUCUGUGAAGAUGCCGUCAAGAGAUUGAAGACGGACAGAAAGUUCUUCAAGGGCUUCUUUGCAAAAGCGGGUAAGAAGGCCGUGCGAGCGGUGCUCUGGGUGUCUGCGGAUGGCCUGAGGGUCGUAGAUGACAAGACAAAGGAUCUCAUUCUAGACCAGACGAUAGAGAAGGUGUCCUUCUGUGCACCGGAUCGUAACUUCGAGCACGCCUUCUCCUACAUCUGCAGAGACGGGACCACGCGCCGCUGGAUCUGCCACUGCUUCAUGGCCAUCAAGGACUCGGGCGAGCGUCUGAGCCAUGCGGUGGGCUGUGCGUUUGCAGCGUGUUUGGAGCGCAAACAGAAGAGGGAGAAGGAGUGCGGGGUCACGGCCACUUUCGAUGCCAACCGCACCACUUUCACACGGGAGGGAUCCUUCCGCGUCACCACAGCCACGGAGCAGGCCGAGCGAGAGGAGGUCAUGAGACAACUGCAGGAUGCUAAGAAAGACUCUGAGGGUGUGUUGGGUGGCUCCUCUGUCAGCGUGGCUAACCCUGUGGUCACCCUGGCUGGACCCAAUGGCUCGUCAUCCUCCCCUCCUCUGCCCAUGGCCACACUGGCCCCUCAGGAAGCCAAUCCUCACGCCAUCCCGCGACGCCACGCCACUGUGGAUGCAAUCGCGCGCCAGGGCUCGUUCAGGGGCUUCCCUGCGCUCAGUCAGAAAACCUCUCCCUUCAAACGGCAGAUGUCGCUGCGCAUGAACGAGCUGCCCUCCACCAUGCAGCGCAAGUCAGACUUUCCCAUCAAAAACACUGUGCCGGAGGUGGAGGGUGAGGGCGACAGCAUCAGCUCUCUGUGCACUCAGAUCACAUCCACCUUCAGUGGGCCUCCAGAGGACCCGUUCUCCUCAGCGCCGAUGCCCAAACCCGCCUCCUCACCGCAGUCACCCUCUGCUCCAGUUAACGGUGCAGUUCCUGCCUUCCCGCCGCCUAGUGUCACUGUAAUUGCUGCAGCUAACUCACCCGUGCUGCCGCCCCCACUGCCUGUCCGAGAGACUAACCCCUGGGCCAAGACCCCAAACACGGCCCCCACCACAGCACACAUAGGGAGCGAGUGGGCAAAUCCUGCACCCACAGCAGGAGCCUUACCUGCUCUUUCUUCACCUGCCUCCUCUCACAAACGUACGGCAUCGGAAGCCGACCGCUGGCUGGAGGAGGUGACCAAGUCUGUGCGAGCCCACCAACCCGCCAUCAUCACAAGAACCAACACGCCUCCCGCUCAGCAGCCCUUCCCCGCCCCCGGCCCUUCUGCACCCUUCAUGCCAGGCAUCCCUCCAUCCGCGGUUCCUACCGUACCCCCACGCCAGCCGGCUUUCCAUGCUCAGGCACCGGCGUCCUUCCCAGUGUCCAAUGGAAUCCCGUUUGUGCAACCAGCCUUUCCGGUGGUCGGCAUUACACCUUCGCAGAUGGUAGCCAACGUGUUCGGUUCUGCCACGCAAACUCAGCCCAUCCCGGUACCUGUUCAGGUGCCCCAGGCGCAGCUCCAGUCUUCACCCUUCUCCACACCACCAACAGGCCAGUUUGACACCCAGGCUGUGUGCAGCCCCUUCAGCAAACCGCUCCUACCUCCGGUGUCAAACUCCACAGCGCUGCAGCCACCGAAAGUCAAUGCCACAUUUAAUGGGGCAAACAGCUGGACGGCAGUGUCGUCACCGGCGCAGUCUGUGGCAGUGCAGCCACAGGCCGAUGCCUUCGAGGCCCAGUGGGCCGCACUGGAGAGCCGCUCGCAGCAACGCACCGCUCCAUCACCCACAAACCCCUUCUCCACCGAGCUCCACAAGACAUUUGAGAUCCAACUCUAAGCCACAUUGAAGGACAUUCAUGGAGAGACGACUAUUGAGGGAACGACCCCGCAAACCACUUCAGCUCCAUAUCUCCGUCUUUCGAUUUCUUUGUCUGUUCAUCCGUGUCUGGUUUUUGCUUGUGACAUGAACAAAUAGAGACAAGGGGGUUAAUGAAGGUGCCCCCAGAAAUGCAGCGAGUACAACUUCUGGCAUUUAUGGCGCAGUGAUGUCCAAGAUGAAUUAGAGUGACAAGAUGAUGGUAAAAGGAAUCUUUAGAUGCUCUAACGUUGACCCUGUAUUGUUCAGUACUCCCUCUACCCCUCUAUCUCACAGCGCCCCCUAGCAGGCUGGAUGACUGCUCCCUACCUGAAGGACGAGGCACUUCAUAGACCUUCCAGGUUCACGAGGUUCUUGUAGAACUUCGCAAUCAGAAGAGGAAGAAGCAUGAGAAUGCCAAAAUCUUUAUUUUUAUGCAUUAAGUAUAUUUUAAAUAGCUUUGAAAUUUAACUGAAGAGCUGUAAAUAAUCUUUCCAAAGGUGCAGGCUUAUUUUGUGUGCAUACAGGAACAGAGCAUAUAUAUAUAUAGGCGUGAAGGGAUGGUUUUCAUUUCUCGUCUCUAUUCAGUUUUAGUCUUCUGGCCACCAUGCAUAGUUUGGAUGUUCGUCUUUUGUAAAUAGAUAAUCCAUUUGUACCCAGACCGGGUUUGAGGGUCUUUAAAUCACACAGGUCCCAGACAAUGUUAUCUUUCAUGCUGCCAUUUUAACCUUUUUUUUUAAUUAUUUUUUUUUAACUAUAGUAUGAGUACUUUGAUUUCUAUUGCCUACAUAUCAUUAUAAUUUUUUUAAUGAAUUUUAACACUAUUGACAGUGUCAUUCGUUCAAGCCACUUUUAUUUUAUUUCGAUAAAAGAUAUACAUUUUAGCACAAGCACUGUACUAAUCGAUCAUUUGGCCACUUACGGUUAAUGUGGCGUUAGUGAGCUAUGAUGAGGUCUUGAAAUGACCUGUGGUUCUUACUCUACAAUGAUUGCAGUGAAUUUUUCUUUUCCUUCUUUUCAUGCAAUCCCAUCAACCCUUUUGUUUUAUCUGACGCAAAGAUGAUUGGUCCUGUUUUUAGGUUUUGAUUCCAUUUUGUAAGUAUUGCAUUGCAUUCCAGUUCUUUAUGGAAAAUGUAAUCUGAAAGAUUGAAUAAAACAUUGGUGGUAGAGGAAA